Seminavis robusta is the source of this 2109-nucleotide messenger RNA. Lineage: Eukaryota; Bacillariophyta; Bacillariophyceae; Naviculales; Naviculaceae. The record is from the annotation of a GenBank genome assembly.
GCCGCCAGCCAGCUUCUGGCGAUAAAAAGGCGCGAAAGUUUACAGCGAGGCCCCGGAUCACGAAAUGGCAACAACUGUUCGCCAUGAAGAUGUGGAGAGGGCAAGAGCUUGAAAAGCUCAUCAUCGUGCUCUAUCUGGUGGAAUACCCGAUCAUUCAGGCAAAACCAAUUUCAACAACUCGUCGUCGAGCAUGCAAACAUGUCGACAUCAGGAAAAUGCUUCGCAAUUCUAAUUAUUCUGUUUGCCGCAAACUGGAUGUUGGCGUUGAGGCCGUCUCUUGAUCUGUUUGCCAAAACAUUGAUGUCCUCCACGUCGCAGCAGACAAUAGAAGAACCCCAACAAGAAAUCCAUGACAUUCAAGGUUGCAUUGGUGGCAAAAGGACAUCCGGAGAUGCCAUUGUCAUGAUGAUUCAGAAGAAUCAUAGCACCUACUCCGGUGAACACUCCGUUGACAUUGGUGGUCCGCUGAUUACUCUGAAAGAAGCCUACCCACAGGUUUCCAAGGCAGAUAUCCUGCUGUGGCAUGAAGGCGACUUUACAUGGGAUGAUGUACCAAUCAACAAACUCGACGGCAUGAAUGUCAGACUUUGCAACUUGAAACAUGCGGAAGGAGCUUGGGGUCCUCCUCCCAAUGCUCAGGUUCCUCCAAAAAGUCCUGAAAUGCCGUGGUCUGUGGGAUACCGGAAUAUGAUCCGGUUCUAUGCUGUCACUGUCUGGGAUGUAUUAGCUGAUAUGGGAUAUGAAUAUGUGAUGAGGCUUGAUGACGACUCCAACUUUAUGUCCCCCAUCCAGUACAACUUGUUUGAUGCCCUUCGCAGUCAGGAUGCUGUCUAUGGGUACAGGAUGGAUGUAAGAGAGUGUGGGUCCACCGAUUUUGGACCGGAUGAAUUCUCCGGCUGGGUGGAUUCAUAUGUCAACAAGACACAGACGAACCCAAGACAUGGCCCAUUGACUGAAUCAUACUGCAAGAAAAUGGGAAGAUUUGGCUUCUACAACAACUUUUUUCUAACUCGUAUUGACUGGUGGCGACGACCUGAAGUGGUACACUUCGAAAAGGCAUUUGAUGAGUCCAAUUACAUAUACUCAAAACGGUACGGUGAUUUACUCUUUCAUACUGCUGCCAUCAAGCUGUUUGCAGAACCAAGAGAGGUUUUGAAAUAUGUGGACUGGUCUUAUGCCCAUGUGACUGUCAAUCACGGAGAAUGGGUGUAUGGUGGUGUCUCUUUUGGCACGGAGGAUCCCAGGAGGAAGAAAUCCAAAAAGAUCAAGCAUUUCCAAAAAUGGAUGAUGGACCGCUGGGGUCUCACGUUAGACCAGGUUGGCGUUCUUUCUUUUGAUUGCAAUGUCACCAAUCAUCUUUGUGGGGUAUCCAGUUGCGCCAAAACAGGAGAGCAUGGGAUAGAGUUACAGAUGGGUUUGCAGGGCACGGGGCCUUGGUGGCAAGCCCCAGCGCUCGUCCAGUGUUUACCAAAAGAACAAUGGCACAUGUUCGAAAAUUAGCUUUUCGUUGGCAGCAAUGAUUUAAAGUUUUAGACUUUGCUACGCAGUCCAACAAUACAUACCGUACAUGUUUGUGCGGGGCGGCUCAGAGUUUGUCAGUGACUAGCUAGGUAGCUCGAAGUGCAACUUCUUUGCUGAAACCAAACUAGCUAUUCUAAAGUUAGUCCUAGCUAUGCCACUAGAGAGAAUAUUGACUAUAUAUUUUGGGCGAUUGGGAAGAAUAUUAGUCUCGCAACCAGGUUGUGGUUUCGUUUGGGGUGCAGACCAGAACCGUGGGAACGAUAAUGCCGAUGACCACCCUUCUUCUACUAAACUCUUAAGCACAGUGAGCGCAACUCCUUGCACAACCAACAAAGAAGGGAGGAGUGGGACAGCCGGAUAUCGGAUAUAGCCAUGAGCUGUUACAGACCGCUCAGCAUUCGGAGCAAGAGCGCGGAUGCCUGCGUGGACACAGAUCCAAUCAGUGAUGCCGUCACGUACUGAGUACUCCUCCAAAUGGGUUCUUCAGACUUCUUUGGUUUCUAUUAAUAUCAGAUUCUGAUGUCUGAUGACAAAAUGAAGACAUUUUUCAUAACUAACGAAAAGACCCAAUGCUCCCUUACCUAAUAC